This is a messenger RNA of Prosopis cineraria, 3648 nucleotides long. RefSeq names its product probable LRR receptor-like serine/threonine-protein kinase At2g16250. The coding region runs from base 483 to 3185 and encodes 900 amino acids. Gene Ontology annotation, biological process: protein phosphorylation. Gene Ontology annotation, molecular function: protein binding; protein tyrosine kinase activity; ATP binding. The transcript is spliced from 6 exons. Lineage: Eukaryota; Viridiplantae; Streptophyta; Magnoliopsida; Fabales; Fabaceae. The record is from RefSeq and is a predicted model, not a curated record.
UAGCCAACUCGUGCGCGGUGCGCCCACACAAUGCCCAGUAAUCGCUAAUCAGCACUGCAAGAAAAUAGCAGAGAGAAAAGCUCGUGUAUCUAUCUAUAUGUAUGUAGAGAGAGAGAGAGAGAAAAUUAAAAAAGAAGUGGGAAUAGGAUCAAUAGCAGUGUUGUGGGCUUAGCUGGACUAGGCGGGAUAGCCGGAGGUCAAACCCACCAUAGAACCCAACCGGAGGGCGCCGGAUUCACUGUCACACUCUGCUGCUCUGCCAUUUCUGCUUCUUCUUAUGAUUUACAAAGAAACAGAAAUACUGGAGGAUUUAGGAAGAGAAAGAGAAAAGAGACGGAGCUCAGAAAGCGAUACCCAUUUCUUUUUAAUCGGAGGUUUAAAGAAUCAAAGCUUCUGUUUGAGAAAUAUAUAUACAUUACUGCAUAGAUAUUUGAGAGGAAGAUGGGAAUGCUCGGAUCUUCGGGUCAGCACUCAUAAGAGACAUGGUGGAUCGGCGAAGCCUAGUGUCUCUAGCUUUCUUGUUCUCGUUGCUGUUUCAGCUCACAUUUGAACAGAUUGAGCCUCUGAGCUCACGCGUGGAGCGAGCUGCUCUCUUUGACCUCAGAUCGUCUCUGGGCUUGAGGAGCAAGGAAUGGCCGAGAAACGUCGACCCUUGCUCUCUCUGGAAGGGUGUCACGUGCGAGAAUGGUCGAGUCAUUGGGAUCAAUAUUUCUGGUUUUAGAAGAACCCGUCUGGGGAAGCUAAGCCCACAAUUUUCGGUCCAAGGCUUAGCCAAUUUGACUCUAUUGCAAUCUUUCAAUGCCUCCAAUUUUCUGCUUCCCGGUCGUAUUCCUGACUGGUUUGGCUUCCAGCUCUCAUCUCUGAAAGUGCUUGAUCUUCGGUCUUGCUCUGUGAAUGGUGCUAUUCCUCCCAGUCUAGGGAAUUUAACCAACCUUACUAGUCUGUAUUUAUCUGAUAAUAAUCUUACUGGGAUUAUCCCCAAUAGUCUGGGUCAACUGCUAAGGCUUUCAGUUCUUAACUUUUCACGAAAUUCUAUUACUGGAACCAUUCCGGCAUCGUUUGUCUCUCUUGGGAAUCUCUCCUCUAUUGACAUUUCCGCCAAUUCUUUGUCUGGCUCGAUUCCUCCUGACAUUGGGGCCCUCACAAGGUUACAAUACUUGAAUUUUUCCAGUAACAUGUUAAUGUCUUAUAUACCAUCCCAGCUUGGAAAUUUAAGUAGCUUGGUUGACCUUGAUCUUAGUUUUAAUUCUUUGACUGGUGGGGUGCCUCCAGAAUUAAGGGGACUGAGGAGCUUGCAGAGAAUGAUACUAAGGAACAACAUGCUUGAUGGACCUUUGUCGGAGAACUUGCUUCCUACUCUGUCACAGCUGCAGGUUGUUGUUCUGAGACAAAACAAUUUUACUGGUGAUUUGCCUGAUGUGCUGUGGUCUCUUCCGAGGUUGAGCUAUCUCGAUCUCUCUGAUAACAAUUUCACCGGUAUCCUUCCAAAUUCUAGUUCCAAUCACAGUGUGACUGCUGAGAUGCUUAAUAUUUCUAAUAACAUGUUUUAUGGAAACCUAAGUCGUAUUAUCCGAAGGUUCAAUGUCAUUGAUCUGUCAAGCAAUUAUUUUGAGGGAAAGAUUCUAGAUUCCAUGCUUAAUGUAUCUCUGAAUACCAACUGCCUCCAAAAUGUUUCAAAUCAGAGGACAACUGGAGAAUGUCAGUCGUUUUAUGCUGAGAGGGGCCUCGCUUUUGAUAAUUUUGGACGUCCAAAUUCAACAGGACCUCCUGCGACAGGAAGCUCACGGAAGAGCAAUAGAGAUAAGAUUAUACUGGCUGGAGUCUUGGGUGGAGUUGGCUUGCUUUUUAUUUUGUUGUUGCUAUUGGUCUUGUUCCUUCUUUGUACUCGUAAGAGGCGUAAUUCAAAUCAAAGAGGAAAUGGUGUGGGCCCUGCUCCUGUUGGGAGCAGUCCUCCACCUCCUGGUAUGUCAAUCAAUUUCAUAAAUGUGGGAGAUUCAUUUACAAUGCAACAGCUGCUUCAGGCUACAGGUGAUUUCAGUGAUGCAAAUCUUAUCAAACAUGGCCACAGUGGGGAUCUGUUCAAUGGUGUUUUGGAAAGCGGUGUACCUGUAGUCAUUAAAAGGAUUGAUGUGCGUACAACUAAAAAAGAUUCUUACCUUGUGGAAUUGGACUUUUUCAGUAAGAUUUCUCAGACAAGAUUUGUUCCUCUGCUGGGUCAUUGCUUAGAAAAUGAGAAUGAGAAGUUCCUUGUUUAUAAGCAUAUGCCAAAUGGGGACUUGUCAAAUAGUCUGUAUUACAGAAAUUCUACAUCAGAAGAUGGUACUUUGCAGUCAUUGGACUGGAUAACAAGGUUGAAAAUUGCUAUUGGAGCAGCGGAGGCCCUAUCUUAUCUGCAUAAUGAGUGUAAUCCGCCUUUUGUUCAUAGAGAUAUUCAAGCAAGCAGUAUUUUUUUAGAUGAUAAAUAUGAAGUUCGGUUAGGUAGUCUAAGUGAAGUUUGCACCCAAGAAGGGGAUAGUCAUCAAAGCAAAAUCACUAGGCUGCUAAGGUUGCCCCAGUCCUCUGAUCCAGGAACAUCUGGUUCAUCUACAUCAAUUUGUGCCCAUGAUGUUUAUUGCUUUGGUAAAAUAUUGCUUGAGUUGGUGACGGGGAAGAUGGGAAUCAGUGCAUCCGGCGAUGCUGAAUUUAAGGAAUGGUUGGAACAGAUGCUACCAUACAUUAGUAUUUAUGACAAGGAGCUUGUAGCGAAAAUCGUGGAUCCAUCUCUGGUUGUAGAUGAGGAUUUCUUAGAGGAAGUGUGGGCUGUUGCCAUUGUUGCGAGAUCUUGUCUAAAUCCCAAACCUUCAAGACGACCACCAAUGCGAUAUGUUCUCAGGGCUUUAGAAAACCCCUUUAAAGUUGUGAGGGAAGAAAGUGCCGGUUCUUCUCGGCUCAGAGCAACCUCUUCUAGAGGCUCUUGGAAUGCUGCUUUGUUUGGUAGUUGGCGCCAGAGUUCAUCUGAUGUAACAGCAAUCCCGGCAGUUUCUACAAAAGUAGAAGGAGGGAGUAGUUUAAAGCAUUCUGGGACUACCGGCUCGCAGGGUAGUGGCCACAAUGGUGGCGGUUCAUCAUCCCGGAGGCGACAUUCAAAUGAAAUAUUCCCAGUGCCAUCUAACAUGCAGGAUAUAGAGAGGCCAGAGCAGGAAUAACAGAAGGGUCAAAAGACUAGUGAUUGAGCAGGGUGUCCAGUCUGGUUUGCUGCUCCAAUGAUGCUUGUCUGCCAUCUCAUUCUUUUUCAGAAUUGCCACAUGUUGUACAUUUCUGCGGACAAAGUGAGGUUCAAAUUACUUGGAACUUGAUGUCUUUUAAGGUGGGGGUUGUCUUUCUUUUCAGUGGUUCAUGUGGGAAAGGUAGGGAGAGCAAGAAGGCCUGGUGCAGUUGGAUACUCUCUGACUGCUUAUUUUGGGUAGAAAAAUGGCCACAAAUUUUUUCGCCUUGUAAUUGAUUCUUUCUUUUUUCUUUUUUAAAGUUUCUUACUUUGUACUCCAUUCCUCUAAUGGAGUGUAAAUUUGAAUGAUCAGAUUUCUUCAUUCAAAUCAGAUUUGUCAUUGUGGGAGGGAAGAAAAGAAGGAAAGAAUGAUGAGAAAUGAGAAAGGAAAUAACUUAUACUGA